AUGUUGAGCCUUACAUCUGUUCUGUGGGACACUGGAUAUCCCUUAUAUACCUAUGGUUCUCUUUUCAUCCUUAUCCUAAUUAUCUGGCAGAUWAGACGGAGUUACUAUGGAUUGAAGCGCAAACCUACAAGGAGCUGCUGCCGGCAUCAUCGAAAAGUCAGGCAAAGGAAUAAAGAUGCAGCGUCAAGAGUUAGGAGACCUUCCCAAGAGGAAGCUGAGGAGCCUCAGGAGCUGCUCUCUUUCAUGAAAAGCCAGGGAUGGCUUCCCCAGAAGGAAAGUGUGCGGCAGCUUCUGUGUGCAGAUCCCUACUGCCAAACCUGCAAUGGUGUGGCUCUGGAGAUUGACCAAUUGCUGGAGGGUGAGAAUAACCAGAUCCCCUCCACUUUACUGGGAUCAUCAUGGGGCUCUUCUUGCCUAGAGGUGUUGUCCAUGUCAAGUAUGUCUUUUGAGCAGAAUCUGGAGCUCCAUUCCCAGCACUCCAGAGAUUCUUCAGUGGCAUCUGUAACUCCAACACUAAGCCAACUAAUAGAACACAAAUGCUUAACCCAGACAGUUUCCCCAAAAAAUGAURGCAUCAAAAUCCAAGAAUACUGGGCCGAUCACCUCAAGUUAGAGCAAGAAUUUCAACUGGCAGAUAGGCCAGUGGGCCCAGAGACUAUGGCUUCUUCAAGGCUUGAGGAAUCUAUAGUUACAGUGAAUGAACAGGAGAUUAUGCAGAACGACACUUACCUUGACCGGGAGGACCAAGUUCAUCACCACUUGAAGCCCAAGGUUUCUUUAGUAUCACCGAAUUCAAAGAUCACUAACCUGGCCCAUCCUAUGGCCUUAGGAAUGGAGUCAGUUCUCCCCGCUCACCUGCCUUUACUCAGUCCUAAAACUCUGAGGUUUCUUGAGGUACAUGUAAAAAAAUGGAUGCAUUUCCAGAGGUGGGGGCUCCCCAGGCGUGUCGAAGACUCCCUCAGGCAGCUUAUGCCAGACCCAACAUUGUUUUACCGAUCUGAAAAAAACCCACAGGUUUCCUCCAUGACUUCUCAGGUUAUUAUUGACAAAAUUAAAACCAUUUCCCACCAGACAUGGGGUUCAUUUGUGGCCGGACAGCCCAUUCAGUCUAUCUGGGUUUCUGAAUGGUCUGAUGUAAAUCCAGAACAAAGACGCCACUGUCAGCAAAUUCAAAACUAUAACGUACUAACCCUACCUUCUCCUGCCCUUAAUGUACUAAAUGACCUCUAUUCACUUCAUGGGGAACAGGAUAAUGACUCACAGUGCAAUUUGCAGCAGAAAUACAACCAGCUCUUCUGUGGCCUCCCUACUCUGCACAGUGAGUCCCUGAUUGCUACUUUCUUGGACUCUAAAAGUCUCUCCAGGAACAAGAAUGUGCCCAAGUCCCUCUUGAAUGGUCCUCUUCUCUUCAAUGAGCUCCAUCCCCUGCUGUCCAAUACUCCACCUGAGUCAGCCCCAGCCUCACCCCUAGCCUCACUCCCAGCCUCACCCCCAGCCUCACCCCCAACCUCCCCAAAUUCCAUGUCUCCCUCUAAGAAUCAAGUCAGUGUCCCAUUUCUGACUACUGCUGAGUGUAAAGCCUUGGAAUGGCACUUGCUGCAGAGGCAACUCCAGCUUCAGUGGGGCCUGCCAGCAGUCUUCCAGAGAUUUCAGCAUGCUCCAGGUCCCAAGCAGUAUGAAUCAUGUAACAAAAUCCAACCCCCUGAGACCAUGAAGACCUCCUGUCCAGGAAAGUCUUUCUCAGUCCUCACCAGGGAACUGCUCUUCUUCCCAGAGCAUGCCCGCAGGCUGCUGGAAUUCCAUCUCCAGAAGCAGUUGAUUCACCAUCGCUGGGGCCUGCCCCCAAAGAUUCAGCAGUCCAUCCAGUUGCUCCUUUCCUCCACUGACCAGCAGACCCUGUCCUGGAGCAGCACAGCCCUACCCAGGGUGAGCAUGCCCCCGCUUGCAACCCUAGACGACAAUGAGGCUGGUGUCCUAUUCUCACCCAUGGUAGCCCAAAUGCCCACCCCCAUGCCACACUUGUUUGCCCAGGCCAAGGAAAUAUUGCAGAGCCACAUCGACUCCAAAUGUGGACAGAUCCACCAGGGCCAGAUCCCUGUGGCAUGA
Messenger RNA from Urocitellus parryii (Arctic ground squirrel), 2106 nucleotides. NCBI's taxonomy places the organism in Eukaryota, Metazoa, Chordata, Mammalia, Rodentia, Sciuridae. The record is from RefSeq and is a predicted model, not a curated record.